Messenger RNA from Mauremys mutica (yellowpond turtle), 2587 nucleotides. RefSeq names its product von Willebrand factor A domain-containing protein 5A-like. The transcript has 10 exons. The coding region runs from base 124 to 1368 and encodes 414 amino acids. The record is from RefSeq and is a predicted model, not a curated record. NCBI's taxonomy places the organism in Eukaryota, Metazoa, Chordata, Testudines, Geoemydidae.
ACAAUUGCAGACGCUCCCUGGCUGGCCUGGGUGGGGCUAGCCUAGAAAAGUGACUUUCGGUUUUGCUUUUCCAGCCUCUGCGUCUGGGUCCGGGCUAGCGAAGAUCCCUGACCCCAGACCGAGAUGAGGAGCUGCGGCCUCCUGAACAGUUCCAACAAGCCGGUGCCCCUGCGCAGCGGCUCGGUGACGGUGCUGAUCCGAGGCUUCGUGGCGGACGUGGGCUGUGAGCUGCUCUACAGGAACGAUGAGCAGGGGCCCGUGGAGGCCGUGUUCGUGUUCCCCGUGGACGCCGAGGCGGCCGUCUACGCCUUCCAGGCCCGCCUGGGGGGCACCUGCAUCCAGGCCCAGCUCCGCGAGAAGAAACAGGCACAAGAGAUGUAUGGAGACGCGCUGGCCGGGGGGCAGAGCUCCUUCUUGCUGCAGCAGGAAGGGGCCGGGGGCGAUGUUUUCAGCUGCUCCCUGGGGAACCUGCCCCCUGGGGAGGAGGCGGUGCUGACCCUGCGCUACGUCUGUGAGCUGCCGCUGGAGCCAGAUGGAGCCGCCCGCUACAUGCUGCCAGCCGUGCUGCGUCCCCGCUACACACCCCAUGGGUGGGACGGGGAGGACGUCACCCAGGGGGUCCCGCGAGUCCCCCAGGGGGAGCUGCCCUACACCUUGAGCCUGAGCGUCACGCUGCAGUCACCCCACGGCAUCGACCGCGUGCUCUCCAACUGCUCCCUCACCCCCCUGAGCUACACGGCCGGGAACCGGACCAGCGCCCAGGUGUCUCUGGCCGAGGCCCCCCCGUGGGACCGGGACAUGGAGCUGCUGGUGUAUUACGCGGAGCCGCACAAACCCAGCGCAGUGCUGGAGGUUGGGUUGCUCGGAGCAGAGCCAGGCUCCCUGAUGGGCGACCCGGCCGUGAUGGUGACCCUGCUGCCCAGCCUGCCUGAGGCGGUGCCGGGCCAGAGCCCAUCCGGGGAGUUCAUCUUCCUGCUGGACCGCUCCGGCAGCAUGCAGUGCCCCAUGGGCGGCCGAGACCGCUCACCCCAGCGCAUCGACAGCGCCAAGGAGACCCUAGUCCUGCUGUUGAAGAGUUUGCCCCUGGGCUGUUAUUUCAACAUCUACGGCUUUGGGUCUCGGUUUGAGUCCUUCUACCCGCAGAGCGUGGCAUACACCCAACAGACCAUGGCCGAGUCCCUGCAGCGCAUCCAGCAGCUCCAGGCCGACCUGGGGGGCACCGAGAUCUUGGCACCGCUACGAGCCAUUUACCGCAGCCCCUGCCGGGACGGGCACCCACGCCAGCUGUUCGUGUUCACGGACGGGGAGGUGGGGAACACCCAGGACGUCAUCACUGAGGUGCAGCGUCACCAGGGGGCCCACAGGUAAAGGGGGCACCUGCCCCCCCAGCAUCCCUCCCACCCUGCCCCCAAGCGCCCUCCAAGUCCUGCCUCCCAGCGACUCCCCACCCUGCCCCCUACACCCCCCCAACCCUGCUGUCACGGUGCAGAGUGGCCCCCAGCUGAGAGUGCCAACCUCAGCACAGACUGUCGGAAGCCAGGGCAGGUUCCCCAACCCCCAGCCUGGGGGUGUUCCCUGGAAUUCGGUUCCCCAGCCAGGACCAGGCAUGCACACCCGGCUCACGGGCCAGUCUCACCACGGACGGCCCCCAUGGGGGCUCCAGCCAAACUGAUCCCCGGACAGACUGGAUGGAACGAGAUUGGGCAUCAACCCAAAGUCACAUGGUUCUCCAGGCACUGAGCCCGCUGACGGGACACUCCAGAGCUCGCCUGUGAACUAACCGCGGGUGUGUUAGCUCGGAGAAGGGAACAGCCAGCGAGAGGUUAGCGCAGUGAACCACGGAGCAGGUGAGUCGGUUUGUGAAUUCAGAGGAUGGGAGAGACGUGGGAUCUGCAUUCCCCAAGGGUGCCCCGGAAUGGCUUUGGGGACCUCAGCCUGGUGUCCAGAAGGCCCCUGAUGGCAGCCAAAGAGCUUGGAGAUGCGUGAUCGCUCCCAGGGUCCCUUUUCCUUGCUGAAAACCAUCCGGCGAGUUUCCAUCAGCGCCCAGGUCUCGCUGUGUGGCCUGAACGCAGACAGUUAAUGGCACGUCCAUUGGCCUGCGUCGGGAGCUGUGCUUUGGAGUGAACACGGUUCUGCAUUUACAUGGGCCAGGUGCCAAUGCGGGAGACACGGUGCGAUGGCUGAGACCGUCCAUCCUCACACCCCGAAACACCCGCACUCGGGAUUGCUCCAGCGGCACAAGCACAAGGAACUAUGGGGCGGGGUGAGCUCGCGAUCAGCAGGGUUACGGAGAGUUGACGACACCGCCGCCGACAUGUCUCUGGCUCUCAUGAAUUCAGAGCAGCUGUGGUUCCCAGGGCACACACUGGGCAUGUGCGACGCGCUGACACCCACUUUGCUCUGCUCUGCUCUGCCCGGUGUCCGGCUUGAGUGCGCGGGCCCUGCAGCGGGUCUGUGAUAUGCGCACCGGCGAAUUGCCCCCCUGCGCUAAUCAAUAGUAACCUGUCACAUGGCAUCAUACCUGUCCCCCAGCCCUGCCACCUGCCCCCUGGGACCUCUCAACCCUGCCCCCAGCCCUGCUGGCCAG